Nannospalax galili (Upper Galilee mountains blind mole rat) is the source of this 4302-nucleotide messenger RNA. RefSeq names its product tight junction protein 2 (gene Tjp2). NCBI's taxonomy places the organism in Eukaryota, Metazoa, Chordata, Mammalia, Rodentia, Spalacidae. The record is from RefSeq and is a predicted model, not a curated record. Gene Ontology annotation, molecular function: cell adhesion molecule binding. Gene Ontology annotation, cellular component: plasma membrane; bicellular tight junction. Gene Ontology annotation, biological process: positive regulation of blood-brain barrier permeability; establishment of endothelial intestinal barrier; cell-cell adhesion.
AGAAGAUGGACCACCAUGUUAGAUGAUGGACAGGGCAUGAGGAAGGUCCUUGAAGUCAAAGGAAGACUCACAAAAAGGGUUCGGAGUACCACCCUACUGUCCUCACCCCGUGAGUGGGACUGGCACCCCAGCUCCAGGCCUAAGCAGUUCACCAAGCGCAGACCCAAGUCCAUAUACAACCAGCUGCCUCAGGGCCCAGGCAUGGAGGAGCUGAUAUGGGAGCAGUACACUGUGACACUGCAGAAGGAUUCCAAAAAAGGAUUUGGAAUUGCAGUGUCUGGAGGCAGAGACAACCCUCACUUUGAAAAUGGAGAAACAUCAAUCGUCAUUUCCGAUGUGCUCCCAGGGGGACCUGCGGAUGGCCUGCUACAGGAAAAUGACAGGGUGGUCAUGGUCAACGGCACCCCCAUGGAGGAUGUGCUCCAUUCUUUUGCAGUUCAGCAGCUCAGAAAAAGCGGGAAGAUUGCUGCCAUUGUGGUCAAGAGGCCCCGGAAAGUCCAGGUGGCCCCCCUGCAGGGCAGUCCUCCCCUCAGUCAGGAAGACCAGGCUUUUGAGGUGAUGGAGGAAUUUGAUGGCAGAAGUUUCCGCAGUGGGUACAGCGAGAGGAGCCGGCGCAGCAGCCACGAUGGUCUCAGCCGCAGCUGGGAGGACAGCCCCGAGAGGGGGCGUCCGCAACACUGGGAGCGCAAGCAGAAGCGCAGCCGAGGCCGGAGCCUGGAGCGGGGCCUGGACCACGACGACUAUGACCGUGGCCAGGAUCUCAGCCGAGGCCAGAGCCUGGAGCGGGGCCUGGACGACGACGACUAUGACCAUAGUCGCAAUAUUCGUGGCCGGGAUCGCAGCCGUGGCCACAGCAUCGACAGGGACUAUGACAGGGACUACGAGCACACCUAUCAUCAGACCUAUGAGCCUGACUAUGAGUGUGCCUACAUCCCAUCAGAGUACCACCGCAGAGCCCAGCCCGAGACCCGCUAUGAGGGCGCCCGCAGCCGUGAGCCCCGGCACUCCUGCAGCCCGAGCCCCCAGCCCAGGGCCCAGCGAGAGCCCGGCAGCCAGGACAACCCUGACAGGCCCAUCACAGUCCUUCUGACCAAAAGCAAAACAAAUGAAGAGUACGGGCUCCGGCUCGGGAGUCAGAUCUUCAUCAAGGAGAUGACCAGAACCGGUCUAGCAACUAAAGAUGGCAACCUCCACGAGGGGGACAUAAUUCUCAAGAUCAAUGGAACUGUUACUGAGAACAUGUCUUUAACCGAUGCUCGAAAGUUGAUAGAAAAGUCUAGAGGAAAACUUCAGCUCGUGGUGUUGAGAGACAGCAAACAGACGCUCAUCAACAUCCCGUCACUAAAUGACAGCGACUCAGAAAUAGAAGGUAAGAAGAGAGCAGUGCCCUUGGCGGAGAACCAAGCUGGUGCUACUCACAAUGAUAAGGAAGAAGGCAAAUACACACCAAGGUAUACUCUGGUCCACAUUCAACUUUUUUUUAAAUCCAUAGUUCCUCAGCCCAGAGCAGCCCCAAGAACUUUUCUUCGUCCCAGUCCUGAAGAUGAAGCAAUAUAUGGCCCUAACACAAAAAUGGUGAAAUUUAAGAAGGGAGACAGCGUGGGCCUCCGGUUGGCUGGUGGAAAUGAUGUCGGGCUAUUUGUUGCUGACAUUCAGGAGGGUACCUCAGCAGAACAGGAGGGUCUGCAAGAAGGAGACCAAAUUCUGAAGGUGAACACACAGGACUUCAGAGGGCUGGUUCGGGAAGAUGCUGUUCUUUACCUCUUAGAAAUCCCCAAAGGUGAAACCGUGACCAUUUUGGCUCAGAGCCGAGCGGAUGUGUACAGAGACAUCCUGGCUUGUGGCAGGGGAGAUUCGUUUUUCAUAAGAAGCCACUUUGAAUGUGAGAAGGAAACUCCACAGAGUCUGGCCUUCACCAGGGGAGAGGUCUUCCGUGUGGUGGACACACUAUACAAUGGCAAGCUGGGCCACUGGCUGGCUGUGAGGAUUGGAAAUGAACUGGAGAAAGGCUUAAUCCCUAACAAAAGCAGAGCUGAACAAAUGGCCAGUGUCCAGAAUGCACAGAGAGACAACGCUGGGGACAGAGCAGACUUCUGGAGAAUGCGGGGCCAGAGAUCUGGGAUGAAGAAGAACCUCCGGAAGAGCCGGGAAGACCUAACAGCCGCUGUGUCAGUUAGCACCAAAUUCCCAGCUUAUGAAAGGGUUUUGCUGCGGGAAGAAACUGAACCCAAAGACGCAGGAUCUGAGAAAUCAAGUGGAGUAGUUCGAUUGAAUACUGUGAGGCAAAUUAUUGAGCAGGACAAACACGCACUGCUAGAUGUGACUCCCAAAGCUGUGGACCUGCUCAAUUAUACCCAGUGGUUUCCCAUCGUGAUUUUCUUCAACCCAGACUCCAGACAAGGUGUUAAAACCAUAAGGCAGAGGUUAAGUCCAGCUUCUAACAAAAGUUCUCGAAAGUUAUUUGAUCAAGCCAAUAAGCUGAAGAAAACGUGUUCACACCUUUUUACAGCCACAAUCAACUUGAAUUCAGCCAAUGAUAGUUGGUUUGGCAGCUUGAAGGACAGCAUUCAGCAGCAGCAAGGAGAAGCAGUCUGGGUCUCUGAAGGAAAGAUGGAAGGGAUGGAUGAUGACCCUGAAGAUCGUAUGUCCUACUUAACCGCCAUGGGUGCAGACUAUCUGAGUUGUGACAGCCGUCUCAUCAGUGACUUUGAGGACACCGACGGCGAGGGAGGUACCUACACUGACAAUGAGCUGGAUGAGCCGACUGAGGAGCCUCUGGUGUCUUCCAUCACCCGCUCCUCAGAGCCGGUGCAGCAUGAGAGCAUAAGGAAACCCAGCCCAGAGCCACGAGCUCAGAUGAGGAGGGCUGCUAGCAGAGAUCAACUUAGGGACAGUAGCCCACCCCCAGCAUUCAAGCCAGAGCCACCCAAGGCCAAAAAUCAGAACAGAGAAGACUCUUUCUCCAAGUCCCAGGAACAUAAGUCAAACCCCUCCGCCCUGGCUGGUAGUGAGAUCCAGGUGGGGUCUCCCAAAGGGUGUCCUCCCCCUAUUGCAGUGAAACCUACUUUUGGACGAUCCAUCCUGAAGCCCUCCACUCCUGUCCCUGCUCCUGAGAGUGAGGAGGUGGGGGAGAGCACUGAAGAGCAGGAAGAUGCUCCCAAAUCAGUCCUGGGCAGAGUGAAAAUAUUUGAGAAGCUGGACCACAAGGCAAAAUUACAGAGGAUGCAGGAGCUCCAAGAAGCACAGAAUGCCAGGAUUGAAAUCGCUCAGAAGCACCCUGAAAUCUAUGCAGUUCCUAUCAAACCCCCCAAGCCAGAUGCCGGCCUGCCCCAGCACAUGAGUUCUAGGCCCCCUGAGCCUCAGAAAGCAUCUUCCACAGUUAACCAGGAUACCAGAGGAAGCUAUAGCAGUGAUGCUGAGGAGGAAGAAUACCGCCAACAGCUGGUUGCACACUCAAAACGCAGUUACUACAGCCAGCCCUCCCGGUAUCGGGACACAGAGUUGUAGAUAUCUGAGUAUGGACUCUCUGGGACCACCUGCCACUGCAUCAGCCCAACACUCCUGUAAGGCCACCUGGAAGAUCUUCUCCAGUUCAAAUACACUGCAGUGACAUGGUGGGGACCCAGGCAACAGCCAGCACAUGACCAACUCUGUUUGUGGGACCGGGAUAGGGUUCAUUACAGCCUUUUGCUCAGAAUUCAGAGGAACACUACAGUCUGAUACUAUUACUUGCUUUGGUGGACCAAAAAUCUGUAUUAAUCAUCUGUAUUUUUCAUAUGUAUAUUGAGGAGCAAUAACAUUUUCUCAUUCAUAGCUUCCUUCCAGGACUGCUUCAGUGUGAAGCAGAUGUGAAAAGGAGUAAAAAAAAUAUUCUUGUGCACAAACUAAAUUCAAUGAAGUAUUUUAUCACAAUUCUCUAAGUGCCUUUGAUGAGAUGUCUUAAAUUUUCUUCCUCUGAAGCAUUGUGCAAAGAUACAAUGAACUAAAACUUUAUUUUUACUAAAUUUUUAUACUACUUUAGCAGAAAUGGUUUUCCCCACUGUGUCAUCUUUUCAAGGCAUUAUCUUUGUAAUAUUUUCCAUAAAUUCUGCUUGUACAUAGAAUAGCUUCACUUUAUAAUUUGGCUGUAAGUGCUAAAUAGCUCUGAAGCCAAGAGGUUAGUAUAGAAUUUUGUUGUUGUUUGUUUAAAACCAUGUGCUCCACAAAAGCAGAUACUUGAGAAAAAGGUAUUUUAUUUCCAUAAGUGUAUGUCCUGACAGCAGGCAAUUUAAUAAUUUAAUAAAAAGGAGUACAUUGCAGUCA